Messenger RNA from Emiliania huxleyi CCMP1516, 759 nucleotides. RefSeq lists its product as hypothetical. The transcript is spliced from 5 exons. The coding region runs from base 1 to 759 and encodes 252 amino acids. NCBI's taxonomy places the organism in Eukaryota, Haptophyta, Isochrysidales, Noelaerhabdaceae. The record is from RefSeq and is a predicted model, not a curated record.
AUGCCCGAGCCGGCCACCACCUCCCUCGACGCCGCCCUCGACGCCGCCCUCCGCUCUCGGCGGUCGGACCACGGCGGCGUCCCUGUCGGCGCGCUGCUCGUCCCAAAGCGGAAGCUCACGAGCUGUCGGGCGGCGCUCGAGGCGGCCGUCGGCGACCUGCGGCACGGCACGCGGUCCGACGUGCGGCACGCGCUCGUGGUUGACCGCGUCACGCCGGACAUGUUCUUGCUCCAUGUUCCUGCCACCGUCGCGGGCGUCCUCGACGAUCCGGCCGCCGCGCCGGCAGAGCUGGCCGCCGCCGUCGCCUCGGCGGUCGGUGCGAGCGGCGCAGUCUUCUACUCCGGCGUGCGGCGGUGCGACGCGCUGUUUGGGCGCGCGCUGCCGCCGCUUGCACCGCGGCCGGGCCCACCCGAGGCCUUCACCUUUGCAGAGGUCUUUGCCGGCAUCGGAGGCGGAGAGCCCCGUGCGGGCGACAUCGCCAGCGUGCACGCCGCCGACCUGCCCGCCUUCGACCUGCUCACCGCCGAUGUAGACUUGCCCGCCUUCGGCUUGCUCACCCGCCGGCUGCCCGCGCCAGCCCAUUCUCUUACCGUGAGGACGAUGGCCGGUCUGCUCGACCUGCGCGGCCAGCUCUACCGCGAGCUGGUCCGGCGAGGCCAGCUCUACCGCGAGCUGGUCCGGCUGCUGUUCGCGCGGCAACCGGCCGCCUUCCUCUUCGAGAACGUGGCCAGCCUCACGGAAGGGCGCACUCCUUAUUGA